This is a messenger RNA of Cylindrotheca closterium, 1059 nucleotides long. The record is from the annotation of a GenBank genome assembly. Lineage: Eukaryota; Bacillariophyta; Bacillariophyceae; Bacillariales; Bacillariaceae.
AUGGCGGAACACGACGCUGCCGCCAAUGCAGUAGCAGCACAAGGACCACGGAAGGAGAUUUACACAUACAAAGCACCAUGGAGUGUAUUUGCAAUGGGGUGGAGUAGAAGGCAACAUGCAGCUUCACCGUUUCGUCUAGCGAUUGGUUCUUAUGUCGAACAGUAUUCAAAUGUGGUUUCCAUCAUUCACAAGAAUCCCAAUUCGGAUGAUCCCAGCACAUCGCUGUACAAGGCUGCAGAGUUUGAUCAUCCAUAUCCUUGCACCAAAUUAGGCUGGUCUCCAGAUUUAGCACCCGGAGCCCCCGAUCUACUUGCCACGACUGGAGAUUACCUGAGGCUGUGGAGUGUAUCACGGGAAACAGAUGCUUCUGGAAGAUCCGAAGUCAAGAAGGAAGCCGUGUUGAACAAUAACAAGACGAGUGAAUACUGUGCACCUCUGACAUCUUUUGAUUGGAAUGAAGCAGAUCCGACGGUACUGGGGACUUGUUCGAUUGAUACAACGUGUACGAUUUGGGAUGUUACGACUCAGUCGCCCAAGACUCAACUGAUUGCACAUGAUAGGGAAGUCUUUGAUCUAGCCUUUUCCCGAGGGAAAGAUGUCUUUGCUUCUGUGGGUGCUGAUGGGUCUGUACGGAUGUUCGAUUUGCGAAGUCUGGAGCACUCAACGAUCAUCUAUGAAUCCCCUGGUUUGGACCCUCUCUUAAGAAUUGAAUGGAACAAGCAAGAUCCCAAUUAUUUGGCUACGUUCUGUUUGGAAUCGAAAAAGACUGUCAUUCUGGAUGUUCGGGUUCCAAGUAUUGCUGUAGCAGAGCUCGGUGGACACUUUGCUUGCGUUAAUUCUGUGGCAUGGGCACCGCAUUCAUCUUGUCACAUUUGUACGGCAGCUGACGAUUCACAAGCACUGAUAUGGGACUUGAGUACUAUGCAAAAGAGACCUGUGGAAGAACCCAUUUUGGCGUACAAUGCGAAUGGAGCCAUUAACAAUCUUCAGUGGAGUACCAGCCAACCAGACUGGAUUUCAAUAGGAUACGACGACAAGUUGCAGAUAUUGCGCGUUUGA